Messenger RNA from Sorghum bicolor (sorghum), 1457 nucleotides. RefSeq names its product nischarin. Gene Ontology annotation, molecular function: enzyme inhibitor activity. Lineage: Eukaryota; Viridiplantae; Streptophyta; Magnoliopsida; Poales; Poaceae. Gene Ontology annotation, biological process: negative regulation of catalytic activity. The coding region runs from base 74 to 1021 and encodes 315 amino acids. The transcript has a single exon. The record is from RefSeq and is a predicted model, not a curated record.
UUUGUGACCAGUCACACCACCACCACCACCACCUUUACCACCGGGAGAGAAACGCGAGCAACCAGCGAUCGCCAUGGCUCGCUCUGUCUCCGUCGUCGUCGUCCUCCUCCUCUCCGUCCUCGUCUCCGCCGCGUCCGCCGCACGGACCGUGGGCGACACCGUGCAGGACGCGUGCAGCAAGACGCAGUUCCCCAAGAUCUGCGUCGACAGCCUCGCGGCGAAGCCGGAGAGCCAGAAGGCGACCCCGCGGAAGCUGGCGGAGCUGUUCGUGAACAUCGCCGCCGAGAAAGGGUCCGGGAUGGCCACGUUCGUGCACGGCAAGUACAACAACGACGCCAAGGACAGCGCCCUGUUCAAGUGCUACGACAGCUGCUCCGACGACGUGGAGGAGGCGGUGGCGCACCUCAACGGGCUCGUCCGGGAGCCCACCGACGCCAAGUUCCUGGAGCUCAAGUCGUGGCUCUCCUCCACGCUCGGCGGCACCUCCACCUGCGAGGACGCCUGCAAGGACGCGCCCAAGAGCGGCGACAAGGACGCCGUCGUCAACUUCAGCCUCGACUUCGAGAAGCUGCAGCGCGUCACGCUGGACCUCAUCACCGAGGCGUCCGGCUCCAUGUCCGCCGGCAUCGCACUGCCGCCGUCCGACGCCGGGGCGCCCAGCUCCUACGACGCGGCCGCGCCGUCGUCGUCCGGAGGAGGCUCAGCGGACGCCCCCGCCGGCGCUGAUGCCGGCGCCGGCGCCGGCUCCGAGGGCCCUGCUGCCGCCAGCGGCCCGUCGUCUGGUGGUGACGCGCCGGCGGACGGCGGCAGUGCCGCCAGCGGGCCGGCCGCUGCUGAUGCUCCGGCGGCGGCGGGGGCGGCGUCAUCAUCCGACGGGCCCUCUGGCGCACCAGCGCCAUCGUCGUCUGAUUCGGCCUCUGGCGCACCAGGACCGUCGUCUGAUGGUGGGUCGUCCAGCGCUCCGGCGCCAGCGGGCGGCGACGACGACGACGAUGCCGAUUCCGACGACGGGUCAGCUUGAGCGUACGUGAGCGAUGAUGACGCGCGGGUUUGCUUGGAUCAUUAGGUGCCUACUCCAAGACGAUCGACGAUCCCCUUCUUCCCAUUGCAUUUUUUUUUGCCGUCCGGCCGUUUUCCUCUUGACAAUGUAUAAUGAUAAUAACAGUGGAUGAUCGAUCCUACGUACUUACGUACGUAUUUAUAGCUAGAUGAAGGUGUCUGUGUAGUGACCCAUCCAUAGACGAUGAUGCUGACAGAUCGCACGCAGUCUCCUUAGUCGGCUGAUCCAUUAUAACAUUAAUGAUAUCAAGUCUUUCAUGUUUUUUUAUUACAUUUAUUUAUGGCAAUCAAACUAAUGAUCGAUGCCCUGUCUUCUAUCUUGUGAUAUGUAUAUAUGUGUCCUUAUAAAAAAAAUUGUAAUAUAAACAUAUGUUAUGUAUUCGUUGCAACAAGUACAA